This is a messenger RNA of Archocentrus centrarchus (flier cichlid), 7055 nucleotides long. RefSeq names its product myocyte enhancer factor 2d (gene mef2d). The record is from RefSeq and is a predicted model, not a curated record. Lineage: Eukaryota; Metazoa; Chordata; Actinopteri; Cichliformes; Cichlidae. Gene Ontology annotation, biological process: cell differentiation; heart development; positive regulation of transcription by RNA polymerase II. Gene Ontology annotation, molecular function: protein dimerization activity; histone deacetylase binding; RNA polymerase II cis-regulatory region sequence-specific DNA binding. The transcript has 12 exons. Bases 521 to 2470 code for a protein of 649 amino acids.
AGGCACCAUUUGCCAUAACUAAAUAGUUACAUUGUACAUCAAGUAGGAAGAAUUAUUUUAAUUGGUAGUCCACCGCGCUCGGCGGAGAGUUCAUCUUCGUCAAACCCCCCCUGUACGCUUUGAAUGCAACAAAGUGUAACCUUUGAAUAUCCCGUCUCAUCCAACAGAUGUGGAUACUGCCCGGGAGCUGCCCAGCUGAGGUGAAGGGGAGGGCAGAAGAUCCCAGUUCAGCCUGAGUGUGGACGACCUGCCCCCAGAAACAGGACCAUGAUCUGAAAAGCGUGCUGCACACAGAGCCCCGUACUUCCUCUCUUCCUUCUCCCUCUUUUUUUUUGAUUUUAUUUUUUUCAAUCUUUGUAGUGAAAGCCUCCCUGCCUGCGUGCUCCAAACAGGGUCAGUGUGCACAGAGAGGGCAAACUGAAAGUGAAUAGAGAUUCAAGAGGAGGAAAAGCAACAGCAGCCAUCCGUGACCUCAGACCUUGUCACUUUCCCCUGAUCCUCCCACUGCAACACCUGAACCAUGGGGAGGAAAAAGAUCCAGAUUCAGAGGAUCACUGACGAGCGCAACAAGCAGGUGACGUUCACCAAGAGGAAGUUUGGUUUGAUGAAGAAGGCGUACGAGCUGAGCGUCCUGUGCGACUGCGAGAUCGCUCUCAUCAUCUUCAACCACUCCAAUAAGCUGUUCCAGUACGCCAGCACCGACAUGGACAAGGUCUUGCUCAAGUACACCGAGUACAACGAGCCACACGAGAGCCGGACUAACGCUGACAUUAUUGAGACGUUGCGAAAGAAAGGCUUUAAUGGCUGCAACAGCCCUGAGCCCGACGGCGACGACUCCAUCGACCAAAGCCCGCUAAAUGAGCGCAAGACUGAGGACCUCGACAGCCUCUUCAAACGCUAUGGCGUGAGUACAAUCACAUUUUUGUCACGUUAUCUAACCUACCCUUUCUUUUCUUCUUCUCCUUUUUUUCUCUAUCUACUCUCCUUUCUCUCUCUCUUCCUCUGUCUGCCUUCUUUUUCUUUUGUUUGGGGAACGAAGGCUCUGAACAAGAAAGAGCACCGGGACUCUGAGAGCCCAGACCCCGAGGAGCCCUUCUCCCUCACCCCCCGCACUGAAGAGAAAUACAAAAAAAUUGACGAGGAGUUUGAUAAAAUGAUGCAGAACUAUAGGCUGUCAUCUACGGUCCCACAGCCCACCUUCUCCAUGCCAGUCACCGUGCCAGUAUCCAACCAGAAUGCAGCGGCGGCAGCCCUUCAGUUCAGUAACAACCCUGCCGGCGCCCUGGUCACCACCACCUCCUUUGUCACCUCCACCCUCACAGAUCCCAGGCUCCUCUCGCCACAGCAACCAGCUCUGCAGAGAAACACCGUGUCACCGGGGUUACCACAGCGACCAGCCAGCGCAGGUGCUCUGUUAGGAGGAGAUUUGGGAAACUCUAAUGGAGCGUGCCCGAGUCCAGUUCCUAAUGGCUACAUCAGUGCCAGGGCCUCCCCAGGCCUCCUCUCUGUAUCCAAUGGCAACAGCCUGGGGAAGGUAGUCCCAGCCAAGUCUCCACCUCCACCCAGCCCUCAGAUGGUCAACAGCCGUAAGCCGGACCUGAGGGUCAUCACCUCGCAGAGUGGCAAGAGCCUCAUGCAGCUGACUGAGGAAGAGCUGGAGUUGGUGAGUGAGAAUGCUCAGCGGCUAGGUGGCUCCCAGGUGGCACAGCCACUCACCACACCAGUGGUCUCCGUGGCAACACCCAGUCUCCUAGCGCCCUUCUCUGGCAUGCAGACGGCCUACAACACUGAGUACCAGCUGACGAGUGCAGAUCUCACAGCGCUCCAGACGUUCACGCCACCAGGGCUGGUGCCUGGCAACAUGGCUGCUUGGCAACAGCAACAGCAACCAGCAGUCUCUCAGCAACAACAGCAGCAGCAGCAACAGCAACAGCAACUGAGCUUGGCAUCACUCAGUAACUUGGUCAUGUGGGGUGCAGAGAAACAGAAUGCGGAGAUGGUUAACUGCAUCUCCAAUUUUGCUGCUAACCUGAGGCAAGUGGGAGUGCAGGGUGCUGCACUGACAGUCAACACAAAUCCCAACGUCAACAUCAAGUCCGAACCUGUCUCACCAAACCGCGACCGCAGCACUCCCAGCUCCAUCAGUGGGGUGGUUGGAGGUGGAGUGGGCCAGAGUCAAGUCCAGGGACAAGGUCUGGUGUCCGUUGCUUACCCUGGUACUCUGCGUCUUGAAGCAGGAGGCCAAGGCCGCUCACCCGUUGACAGUCUCAGCAGCAAUGGCAGCUCAUAUGAAGGCAGCGACCGGGACGAUGGCACCCAGGGUCGAGGUGGGGGUCCGGACUUUCACCACCAGGUUGGUGCCGGAGCCCAGCAGCCCACCAUGGUCCUCCUGCGGCCCUCGUCAGCAGAGCCUCAAGAACAAGAUGGGACCAACGUCAAGAGAAUGAGACUGGAUACCUGGGUCACAUAAAUAGAUCAAUGAACAGAUGGAGGAUGGAGAUGUGUACUUGUGGAUUGUGUACAUGCCCCACCAGCUCCAACAGCCCCAAUCCCCACCUUGCGUGCACACAGACAUAAUACAGCCACCACCAACUCAGUAACCUGCUGUUAACACAGUAAACCUCACAUGCAUACAUACACAACACAAGGAUGCUAUCAUAUUCUCAUGUCGCACAUGUGGACACUCACUCGUAUGGCAAUGUGCAUUCACCUUUGAACUGUAAUGUAUUCUCACUGACACACAGCAAACCCAACAAGAGCAGGAAUUAUUUAUCAAAAUAAAGACCAUGCUGGACAUCAUUCAGCUGGAUUUGGAUAGACGUGAAUGAGUUUGUAAUCAGGCCACAGUGGUUAGGAACACAUGGACUUCUUGACAGUUUCUGGAAAAGCAGACAAGCCAGACUUUGUUUCCCAGCAUGCCCUGGCAUGAUUCACGGCUGGGGGCGAUCUCCCACCUCCAUAUCCAUACUGCCUGUUUAUCCACAGUAGAUUUUGAUCAAAUAUGACAGCACUGUAUUAAAACAGCGCCACCCAAUGAGUCCACAUCUUUGUACACAUCCGCCCAUCCACAGCUGUAUUGCUAUCACUCUAGAUUUUUGUUUGUUUUCUGAGAGGAGCGGCUUUGCUCUUUUUAAAGCGUGGAGUUUUGUCCUUCUGUCUUGACUGUUGACAUUUAGAGUUUGGAUUCGUUUUGAAUAUGAAGACACUAAAAUAACUCGCCUCCCUCCUCAGUCAAGUCGGCCGGCAUUUGGUCCCGUAUGAGAAUGGUGACGCCCGGGUCUUUAUUUCAUCAGAACCACGCAGGCGAGCUGUGAAACGAGGAACGUGAUUUGUUGCCGAGGUAAAAGACUGCUUUUCUUUGAAUCAGGGACGAGCUGCCACAGCUCAACGACACAUGACGCAGAUUCUCCUCGUUUCGCCCACAUCGUGUCAACUACAGAUGCUGAGAAAGGUGUGUGCGUGUGUGUGUGUGUGUGUGUGUAUACGGGUUUGUUACCUCAGUGUUUUUUUGUUUUUGUUUUGUUUUUUUAUAAACCAACUGAAUUUGGAUAAAUCUUCACUUUCAAUUUUGUCCUUGAACACACACCUGCAACGCACACAGGUGAAAUUAUUUUUGUGAAGCAAUUCAUGUUUUGAAUAGAUAGCUGAUGUUCAAAGGGGAGAAUCGUGAGGUACCGUGUAUAUAAGCAAUCUGUAACCUUUGUGGCUUUUGUGUGACAGGGAUAAGGUUUUGUUUUUUUUGAAGGUUAAAAAAAGAAAUCAUAUUCAAGUAUAUAUUUAAACAGCUUCAGGCAGUAGCAAGGGCAGCUCUGCAUCUGUGGCAAGAGACUACACCAGACGACAGGGAUUGUAUAUAUAAACUAUAUAUUCGGCAGGAUAUCCCUUAAGGAAGCAGAAAAAAAGCAAACGUUGAUUCUCAGUGGAUCGGUCUCUUUUAUAUUAUUAUUAUUUAUGUAUGUAUAUAAAGUGUAAUAUGUGGACAAGCCCAGAGAGGGUGUUGUAGAGGCAGUAAAGGAAGACGUAGCCGCGGUGACUCGGACUGUUUUGAGUGAGCAAUGAUUAGGACUCUGUCACUGAUGGAGGGCACUUUACCUUAACUCCCACCUCUGACACGCACACACAGCGCGCACACACUAGAGUUGGACUGAUAUGCUUGGCUGGAUAAAACCUAAAAAUCGGAUAAUGGCAGGUACAAGUAACAUAUUGCACUCAGUAUUCUCAAAAUUCACUUUUAAUGUAGUUUAAUUGACAUAAUUUAUGAACUAUGGUAAUUUAGUUUGAUAACAAAAAAUAUAAGCAAAAAAUAAUACCUUUUUCCCCCUCCUGAUUGGCUGCCCCUCACAAACAAAAGACUUGAACAGCAGGUAGCUGCUGACUGUACAGAACCAAGAGUAGAAAAAAGAAACUGAACUGAACAUUUAGGGCAGUCUGAAGAGGUUACUUGUCAUGUUUAAUGUGAGCAUCCAUAAUUUAGAUGUGGAAAUGUGAAAGAAAACAAAGGAAAGCGCAAUAAGUUCUAUUUCCUAUUUUAAAGUUUGCAACUUUAAAACCUAAUUUGAUCGUUAAAAAAUGGAAGUUGUUUUUUUUUUACUAAUAGCUGAGUAACACUACCUGUUGAAUUACUUUCAUCUUUCAUAUGAAGUUUAUAUAGAAGCAUUCAUUUGAAAGUUGCUAAAAAUUACAGAUUAUUAAAAAGCUGCAAAUCCUGUUUUAUCUUUUAUAAGUUUAACAUCUCACAAUCUAAUUUCCAUAUAGUGGAGUUUUUUGCACAUGCAACCACUGGGUCUUUUUUUUUGUUUGUUUAUGCUUUUUGCAACUUGAGUGCAUAAAUGCAAGUGUUAUCCAUUUCAACAAUAUCAGUCAAACUCUAAAACACACACAUACAGAUAGUUUAUGAUUAAGCAAGCCAAGGAUUUCCCUUGACCCCCAUUUUUCAUUUUAGAGGUUUACCUUUUCCUCCUAUUAAAAGCCAUGUUUCUAUAUUUAAAGGAUCUCUCCUUUGCCUGUCACUGGUUGGCUGCAAUUUUAUAUUAUGGAGAGUUAACAAGACUAUGAAGGAAAGAAAGAGAAGUGAAGGAUGUCAUUUUUCUACUCUAUAAAGGUGGCAACGGUUGAUUUAUGGUUUUAAGGGUUAGAUUUUUUUUUUUUUAAGACGUGGUGGUCAAAAGUGCAAAUUCAUGUAUUUAUUUUGCAUAAAAGCACUCUCAGCCUCCGUCCAUUUGCUUGUUAAAAGCACUGGAACUUGGGUGUCAUUUGUCACUAAGCCGGAGGUUUCAGAAUGACUCUUGAUCUUUUAAUGACUACCUCCCAAAUCCAACGCAGACUUGUCGACUUUAGGUUUUACCACAUCCAGCUACCACAUCCUUCUCAUGGGCAGGCCCUCGUCACCUCUCUCACCCUCGUCACUCUUUUGAUUUGUUGGGGGGGGGGGUGUUCCUCCUCCCUGGAAGCUUAAUCUCAAAAUGCCCCUCACAAAAACACACACAUGUCAUUACACACUCCUUUUCUGUUCACUUCGUGUAUAGUGGGUAUCAGCGCUGAAAUGGCAUGUCAAAUUAUUUUGGGGUCAUUUCCACGAGUAACACAACCACCUCCCCCCCCUGCUCCGUUCCACUUGCAGCUCCAUCUCACACUGCUGCCAUCAUCGGCCCCUCAGUUCAUCAGUGAUUUCUCAUUUCCUUUUUCUCCGUCUGUCACUCACUCACUCUCUCACGCACACACAUACACACAAACACACUCAUCCUCUGUGACAAGUCUGAGUGUCAAUAUUGCUUUUCUGAGCACUUGGCAGAGUGAACAUAAAUCCCCAGAGUGUAAACACUUUGACUGUUAAGACUGUUGUGCCCCGAGCUUUGAACAAAAAACUAAAAACUAAAAAAAAAAACAAAAAAAAAGCUAAAAAUAUAAAUAAACAAACAAAAAACUUGACCCUACGUUUAAGUCUGCAAGUCACAGGUUUGUCUAAGAAAUGAGAUUGUUUGUCAGUGAGCAGGUGAGAGUUCUCAUGAAGUCCCCACAUGUUCUUUAGAACAACACUGGGGGAUCGUCGUAAUUACACAACAGACAAUCGUGCUGAGAAACCGUUCCAAGAACUUGCAUCCCCCACGAAAAAGCGAUACAUGCUCCUGUAUAAUGAUGUUUAGAAGUCUCACUCACUUUCCAGUGUUAAUUUGUGCUGGUGACAGUCUGUUUUUAAUUGUUCUCUGACAAUUGAUAUUAUUAUUAUUAUUGUUAUCAUCAUUACCACAGCCACACUGCUGGUAGCUGUCGUGAUGAUAUAGAAAUCUUUUUUUUUUUUUUCUGUUUUUCUUUUGGGUUUUUUUGUGUAGGUUAGACAUCUUGUUUUCUUUGGAAUUUUAUUUUAUUAUAUAAGAAUAUUCUAUAAAUAUAUUUUUGCUUUCUCUUUUUGGGAUUUUUCUUUCUUCUUCAAAAAGGGUGUUACUAAUGUUGCACGAUUUUUAUGACACGUAACAAGCAACACACAAAAGUAGUGAUGUUAGUUUCCACGUGUGGCUGUGGAUGGAGGUGCUGAAAGAGUCGACAAACCGCUUCAAUGCUGCAAACUUUGAGUCCAAUGUACAAACCUCUUAGUCCUGGGGGGGGUGGGCAGCGUGACACGUCUAACUUAUUUCUGACCAGACACAAUUAUGUCAAUGCAUGGGCGUUUCAAAGCAAGAGAAAGUGUGAAUCAUGUUAUAGGAAAUAAAAUGUAAUAUUGACACAAAAACACAUCACACAGGAUAACAUUUAAGAGAAAAAAAAAAUGAAAUGGAGAAAAAAGUUUAAAUAAAUUAUAGCUAAUAUAUUGUGUUCGGCUAGUCUGCUUUUUUGUUGUAAAGAUAAUUUUUUUGUUGUUUUUGGAGAAUGAUAUACAAUUUGUGUAUAUUUUCAUAAAUAAAGUAUGCACUGAUAUGUUAUUACAAAUUCUAUACUGCUUUUACAAAAAAAAAAGUGUUUGUUAUUGUACCAAAGUAUCCAUUGGUCCCCUCUUACCCUCCCCUUUUUGCGUAUGUUUUACCGUAUUUUAUAUAUUAAAUAGACAAGUUGACCUACAG